AUCCCAUUUCCCUCUCUAAUAUUGCCUUUUGCCGGCGACAAAUUCUUUAUUAGAGGUCAUUUAUGAUUUACCAUCUGAACCGACCAAUAACUUUGUGAACUGCUUGUCUCAAGCAUCAUGUAUUGCCAAAAGUGCCGCUGUCCACUUAGGCCGGAUGACACGUUGGCAAACCUAAAUCCAGCGUCGUUCAAGCUACUUGCCGAGGCAAGCGGAGAGCUAACGACCUCGACAACCGCCGGCCCCGCAACUGGUACUGGGGCGGGCAUCACGCUAGAUCGCCAUGAGCACUACGUCAAGGCCUCAAAGGAUGCAAGAACGCCGGCUUUCAAAAGAGCAGUGACGUCGAAGCCAAGCUAUGGAGGAUCCCAAAAUCUACCAGGGAUGGCAAGGAAUAAUCCCGCAAUGUCUUUCGUUAUGCUAUCCGACUCUCAGGUGGCGCCUCCUGCGGAUGUCAGUGAUAUGGGAAGAUCUCCUAGGGGUCCCACAAGACGUCCAGUCGAUCCGGCGGCGGAUCAAGCUCACUUACUCUCAAGCCAAAUGAGCACAACCGAUCGGUUAUUUGAGAUUCUUUCGGCACGCUCCGACAUCGAUCACCCGAUUUGCGUAGAAUGUACCGAAGUGCUCAUUGAAGGCUUGCAGCAAAAGUUGGCGACCGCAACGAAGGAGCGGGACGCCUACGUCGAUUUUUUACGACAGGCCAACGCCGAUGUCCCAUCGGAAGAGGAGCAAAGGCAGGCUCACGCAGAGUUGAAAGCUGCUCAAGACCGAGAAGAGGCGGCCUUCACGGAAUUGGAGGGGUUGGAGCACAAGAAAGCAGAACUCGAUGAAAAAAUCCUCGCAUUGGAACUAGAGGGACAGGAGCUAGAUCUCGAAGAGCACGAAUUCUGGGCUGAGAGAAACGCAUUCGCCGAUAAACUGUCAGCGUUCCAAAACGAAAAGGAUCGAAUCAACAAUAAACUUGAUCACGAUACCAAGCAGCUUCACAAGCUGCAACGGACCAGCGUAUACAACGACACGUUUUGCAUCGGCCACGAUGGCUAUUUCGGCACUAUCAACGGUUUACGCCUCGGACGCCUUCCUGACAAAUCCGUCGAAUGGCCGGAGAUCAACGCUGCCUGGGGUCAGACUUGCUUAUUGCUUGUCACGGUUGCAGAGCGGCUUGGCUACUCGUUUAAAGGAUAUCGCAUCUGUCCCAUGGGAUCCCAUUCCAUCAUCGAGCGCAUCGAAUAUCCUCAAACGCGGUCAAACGCCGAACAAUCGCACGCAUCGAAGCCGAAGGUCACCCACCUCGAUCUCUUCUGCACCGGAGAUGCUCCAUUAGGUCUGACGCUCUUCCAUCGACGGUUCGACACUGCCAUGGUUGCCUUUUUGGAAUGCUUACGGCAACUGGGCGAUUUCGUGGAGAGCGGUCAAGCACGACGACCGUCUGGCAGUUCCGUUCAGGCCAUGAAGCUGCCGUACAAGAUCGAGAAGGACCGGAUCAAUGACGCAAGCAUCAAACUGGGGGGGUUCAAUCAAGAGGAGUCGUGGACAAAAGCGUGCAAGUUCACGCUAAUUUGUUGCAAGUAUCUACUAGCUCAUGCUAGUCAGAUGUCAACUCAGCCCGUAUGAUGGAUAGGAACCAACGAUAUUGGUU
This is a messenger RNA of Eremomyces bilateralis CBS 781.70, 1636 nucleotides long. Its product is annotated as APG6-domain-containing protein. Gene Ontology annotation, cellular component: phosphatidylinositol 3-kinase complex, class III, type I; phosphatidylinositol 3-kinase complex, class III, type II; phagophore assembly site. The transcript is spliced from 2 exons. NCBI's taxonomy places the organism in Eukaryota, Fungi, Ascomycota, Dothideomycetes, Eremomycetales, Eremomycetaceae. Bases 118 to 1611 code for a protein of 497 amino acids. The record is from RefSeq and is a predicted model, not a curated record. Gene Ontology annotation, biological process: cellular response to nitrogen starvation; autophagy; autophagosome assembly.